CCCAUUCCUCUCGCCUAAUAUCUGCCCACCCGCCGUGGGUGUCCAGCCGCAGCGCACCAUCGCACUCCGCAGCCGAACGGGAUGGCUCUCCCCGCCGUCGUGUGGCUAGCCUCGGCAGCCAUCCUCUCCUUAGUCACCUUCCUCGCGCUGCGCCCGGCGCAGAGGGCCGCCGUGCUCGGGCGCCUCGGCCUCGGGGGGGCGGCGCGCGCGGCGGCCCGCCGCCCGAGCACGCCCUCCCUCGAGAAGCAGCCGCCGCCGUCGAAGCCGCUCGCGUCGUCGUCGUCGGACCUCGCGGCGACGUUCCCGCCGCGGCAGCGCGCGGAGCUGCAGCAGCUGGCGGCGGCGCUGCCGGAGGCGCAGCGGCGCGCGCUCGGCGACGUGGCCGCCUUCGACGAGGCCGCCUUCGCGCGCGCGCUCCUCGGCCUCGCCGAGGACUACCGCGCCCCCGCCGCCGCCGCCAAGUACAGCUGCAGCGGGCUCGCCGUGCGCGAGAUCCGCGCCCUCGGCGACUUCCCCGACUACGCCGCCCUCUCCGGCGUGCCCCCGCCGGCCCCGUACCCCGAGUUCGACAUCGACCGCGCGCUGCCCCGCCCGUACCGCCCGUUCCGCUGGCCCUACCACCAGACCAUGUCCCUGACCAAGCUCGAGCCCGACUGGUGGCUGGAGCUCGAGUCGACGUACCGGACACGCAUCGCGCAGCGCAAGGCGCUGUACGCGGAGCACGGGAGCUCGGUGCUAGGGGCGCUGCCGGGGUCGGAGCUGGCGUGCAAGGAGCUGAUGGAGAUGGCGCUGCAGUUCCUGUGCGCGCGGUACCCGCACUACUUCUCGCUGUCGGCCGACGCGCGCGGCCGCACCGUCUUCGAGAAUCGGAUCCUCGACGUCCGGACGGUGGUGAGCCGCGGCAGCGCCGCCGAGGCGGAGGAGGAGGAGGAUGGAGACGUCGUGGACCCCUUGCUCGUCCUCCUCGAGCACGUCCCCGAGGACUUCGGCAUCGUCCUGCGCGACCCCGACUCCGGCUACUAUUACCUCCGCGCCGGCGUCAUCUGCUCCGCCCUCGGCUGGAACGUCGGCACCAAGAUCGGCCUCCGCCUCGACCAGAUCCACGAGCCCAUCCCCGACUACAAGGAGAAGAUGCAGUUCAGCAUGGACCGCUACUUCUCCAAGAUGCCCACAUCGAAGCCGAUCCAGCGCGGGUCGUGGGGCCUCGAGGUGGACCAGCCGCUGUACAUGCCGCCGGGGGACCCGCACGAGGCGCUGCGGGGAUCGCAGGACCCGGGGCUGGGGCUGGAGCGCGUGCACCUGCGGGUCGACUGGCAGACGCUGCGGCGGCUGCCGCUCUCGGGGGCCGUCGUCUUCAACUUCAAGGCGCUCUUCACGCCGCUCGCCGAGCUCCGCGACGAGCCCUACGUCCCCGCCCUCGUCCUCCGCGUCCUCGCCGCCGGCAACCCCCGCAUUAUGCGCUACAAGAACACCUGGCACGUCGAGCACGUCGCCGUCCCCGCCCUCCGCCAGUUCGCCCGCGAGCAGCGCGACCGCGGCCUCGUCGCCACCGCCACCGCCGCCGCCGCCGACGGCGCCCCGUCCGAGGACCCCGACGCGGAGGAGGAAGGCGAGGGCGCCUGGUCCCCCAGGACCCUCGACGAGAGCCCCUGGUUCCCCGGCUGGCAGGAGAAGUGGCAUCGGCAGCAGGGGUUCUAGCUGAACGAACGAGUGGCGAGAGACGGGAAGGCCUAUAUAAAGAUGGAGUGGGGGAAGAAAAAAGAAAGGAAAAGGGGAUCGUGGACAUAUCACAGCGAGUGACUUGCCGUCAACUAUCACGUUUUAUAUACCCGGGACCGAGAAGCUUGCGCGGGGGUAGUGAGUCUCCAAGGCCAUGUAUAUAUGCAUUUUGUUUUUCUAAACGCACACCCUCCUACAUACACACAUAUAUAUACAGUCGAGUGUAUCCCGUUUUGUACGCCGGACGUAUACGCACUGCCCAUGUGGAUAUAUACGUGCCUACGCCAUCUUCUGUCUGACCGAUCUGAUCUGCCGCGACGAGGCGCGAGUCACGGCCCAAGCGAUAGGAUAAACGCCACGCACCGUCGAUGAAGCAAGAACGCCUUGCGAGAAGUUGAAUUCGAGCGCACGGCAAUAAUUCGUCAAGGUGUUCGCCUCGCCCCUUUUUUUCUCUUUUCCUUUCCCCCCCGGGCCCGAAAAUUUCAUUGCGAGUAUGGUAUAGGUCCAAAAUCCGGAUCAGGGAGGGGAACCUUUUCCCAAA
This is a messenger RNA of Durotheca rogersii, 2260 nucleotides long. RefSeq lists its product as uncharacterized. NCBI's taxonomy places the organism in Eukaryota, Fungi, Ascomycota, Sordariomycetes, Xylariales, Xylariaceae. The record is from RefSeq and is a predicted model, not a curated record. The coding region runs from base 82 to 1698 and encodes 538 amino acids. The transcript is spliced from 3 exons.